AUUUGUUAGUUUCGACUUAUAAAUCAGUAUGAGCAAAAUAAAUAAAUAAAUAUAAAUAAACAAAGGAAAAUUAAUAAAUAACAAAAAAAGAUUGUAAGGUAAUCAUGAAGACUUGAGACAGAGUCAAAACCUAUCUGCUUUACAUUAGAAAUAAGACCCUUAUUAUAUUGAAAGAUUGUAAACUUAUUUGACAGUUCCAGUCAUUUUUUUUUAUCAUUUUUCUUACAGAUAAGGUACGAGGCUUUUCGGUUUAUUUUUUAUCAAAUGCGUAUGAUUACCCCUACCUGUUUAAUCUACAAUGGGAAUUUUUUAUCAAUUAUAGCUUUCACUUUGAACAUUAUUCAAGGUGGGGGUAAUUUAAAUUAAGUCUUACAGCAGUUUGUUCCAUUACAAUUAUCUUGAAUGCAUGAAAUAAUAAAGUUGGAUCAUGUACUGAGCUGUUUUAAAAUAAGGUUUCUUCUAUUUAUGAUGGGUGAAAAAGAUCUGAAGAUCAAUUUUGAAGUGCAAAAGUUAUUAAAGCUGCUAACGAAAUCUGGAAAUGCAAUAAUGCACCAAUUCAUGCAAUACGAUGCAACAAAUCAAAGACGUACUUACAGAAAUAUUUUAAUAGCAAUAGAAAAUUCCUUUGAAAUCAAUGAUGAAGUGAGCUUUAAGGAAUUAUCCAGUAUUUUGGCAUUACUGACUGAUGUAAGCAUUUUCCCCAAUUUAAUUUCUUGCUUUCAUUAUGAUGAUAAUCCCUUUAAAUUGACUAAUGUUGUUAUUUUGGCUUGUAAACACAACCGAUUAGAAAACUUGAACCAAAUGUUCAGUGAUGAUUCUUCGAUUAUCAGUGAUCUCUCCACAAAAGUUGAUGCACCUUUUCCUCUGCCUGCCGAUAAUGAUGAAGAAGGUCACAAUGCAUUUUAUUAUGCGGUGCGUUCAGGAAAUACAAACCUUCUUGAAGUUUUAAUGAAGAAGUGGCCAUUGGAUUAUUUUUCAUCACACACCCAAGAACUGUGCUCUCUCCUGACGAAAAGCUUGGAUGAGUUAUUGCUGAAAAAUGCCGAUGUGUCAACCGAAAUGAAAAUAUAUGUACAUAGUUUUUUGCUAGACAACUACUUUGAGCAAGUCAUUCCAUCAGACUCAAUUGAUUAUUCUCACGAUGAUAUCCAAGAAAGUUUGUCACUUAUUUUGGAGUAUAGUGGUUUAGUUCAAGCAAUGUAUGGACACAGCGAAUCAAAGUAUCUAACAGUUUUCUUAGUGAAACAAAUAGCCCAGAAUAUAAUGUUAUCCAAAAAAUGGCUGAAAUCUACAUAUGACAGAAUUCCUUGGGAAGAAAUGGAAUUUCACUUAAUUUCCUUCAUCCGGUAUCUGAGUAAUCAAGGAAGUUACAUCAACUGUUUUGUAACAGAGAAUGACUUGGUGAAAUAUCUUAGUAAUUUUUGUGAGUGUCUGAACAGUGAAAUCAAAGAAAUUAAUCAUAUGGACAAAGAAUCGUUAAGUAAGCUUCCUGAGAAAAUAAAUCGUGAUGAUGUGGUAAGCCGCAUCAUUUCGAAAUAUCCAUAUUUCAAAGAAUUUUACUUAAAUUAUGGGGUAAUUCGUGAUUAUGAAUCUCUCAAUAUUAUUAAGAAAUAUGUCGACGUAGUGACUGAAGUGAACAGUCUUGAAAAUGGCGGAAAAACUGUCAUCAUUAGAGCAUUGCAAGUUUUGGGAGAGAAUUUUAAAAAUACUCUGGAAUCGCCUAAACUCUCAAGCGCCACAAACGAUUUUUUGAUGCUGUUCAUACCAAACAAAACAAAUACUAUUCUGAAAUUUUUGAGAGACUCUUUUUCGCAUGGUUUUCCUUUGUCAACUUGUAAAGUUAUUGAAGAACAUUACGGUCCUGAGUUUUACACAUUUGUUCAGAAUGAUGUGAAAAGUUUAAGUUAUGCUGUAACUUCAGUUCUCCAGAAAAUAAAGUUUCAAACUGUCAGAUAUUUGCUAAAAAGAAUUUGCAAUUGCAAAGACAUUUUUGAAUACAAAGACAUUACUCGUAUGAUUCGACCUGUAUAUUUUGAGAAUGAUGUAACAGAUAUUUUACUAAGUAACGACAAUACAGUAAUUACUGUAUUAAAAAAAUUAAUUGCUGACUUAAGUGAAAUUGUAAAAGGAAAAACACAUUUUGAAGAGAGUAUAUUUUCCGAAAUAGCAGAUAUAAUUAGUUUUGAAAAGAGUUUUCUAGAUAAGUCCAGACUUGAGUUGGAGUUCUAUCUUAACUUGCUAUAUAAUUCAUCGGUCCCUGACAGUAUAUUGAAUAGUUACACAAUUUCUGAGAAAAAGAAGAAAAUUAAGCACAUGCUAAAUGGUAUAAACCCUGUAAUGGUUCCAGAAAGCUUAACAAGAAUAGGAUAUUUAACUGAUGAAAUUUUAAAGCAUAUUUUGUAUAAAGAAGAUGAGCAAGACAUGUCAAAUAUCUAUUCUAUAAUUUUGAAAAUAUUUUACAUUACUGAAUGUCAAGGAGAUGAAAUCAAACACUUACAGGAACUCAAGAAAAAUUUUACGAAGACUAAAAAAAUAACUAUUGGUAGUAUCAGAGAAAUAAAAAAAUCAUCAACAACGUCUUAUCAAGAUGUCUUGUCAGAUGAUAUUACUUCUUUAAGAAAAAUAGUACGUAAACAUAAUUUAUCUGAAUUUAACACAGAAUCAUUUUUCAUCUAUAAAAAUGAUUUCAAAAUGCAAGUAGAAAUUGAAAUGCUUAUAUUAUCAAUUUUGUCUAGCUUAGAACAUUCGAAUCUUUUUUUGAUAACAACUCAGCUAUCUAACGAAGAGGGUCCACUAUUAGUUGGCAGAUAUCUGAGGAAUUAUCUAGCUCAUGGGAAUCCUCUCAUGGAAGUUUUAAUGGAUUCCACUCAAUCAAUAUUUUUAUUUGCUUUGAAGAUUAUCAAGCAUGAUAUUUAUCAAAAAGGAAAUUUUACAAAAAAACGCAUAAAGAAUCUAUUGAAUGCAAAAUCUAUUGUAGAAAAUCAAGGAAAACUGUUUUGUGCUUUGUCUAACGGCUCCUUAGCUGAUGUGAAACAUUGGAUGAAAGAAGGAGCUGAUAUCUACGGAAGGAAUCCUGACAUGAAAACAGCUUUACAUUAUGCUUCAAAAUCUUCUAACAUUAAUAUUAUCAAGUUCUUGAUAGAUCGCGGAUUAAAUCCAAAGGCCAAAGAUGUUAAUGAUAUAAAUAUUCUUCACUUAGCUGCUGCAUCAGGAUGUAAAGAUGCAGUUUCUUAUAUUAUAGAAGAUUUGGAAGUAUCAGUUGAUGAAAAAUGUAAGCAAAAUAAAACAGCUCUUCAUAUUGCAGCAGAAAAUGGGUUUUUCGAUGUCGUUGAAAUUUUACUUAAUCACAAGGCUACAAUUAACGUUGAUCAGUUUCUUGGGACACCACUGUACAAAGCUGUAAUAAACAAUAGAGUGAAAACUGCGGAAUUAUUACUUCAGAAUGUUCAGGAUAUAAAUUCAAUCCAACAUGUAACAGGAAUGAACUUAUUACAUUUUGCUGCUGACUUGGGGUACAAGAAUAUGGUGCAAUAUUUGCUCAGUAAAGGAGCAGAUGUUAAUUCUGUAUCUGAUACGUUGGUCACACCAUUGCACAAAUCUGCUUACGCUGGGCAUGUAGAAAUUGUCACAAUAUUGAUUUGUAAUGGCGCAAAUAUAAAUGCUAAGGAUUCAGCUGACAACAUCCCACUUCAUUUUGCUGCGUUUAAUGGACAGCCAUCAACUGCUGAAAUUUUGUUAAAACAUGGUGCCGAUUUCAAUGCUUUUAACAAAGAAAAACGUUCACCUUUGCAUCAUUCCAUUAUGAAUGGACAUUUAAACGUGUUAAAACUUUUUAUAGAACACGGUGCAGGUAUUGAAGAUGUUAAGAGAAGGGAUUUUCCCGUAUUUAAAUAUGCAAUCCGUUAUAAUAACUUGGAACUCAUAAAUAUUUUAAUUGAAAAUGGAAUGUCGAUUAACAUAAGGGAUUCUGAUAGCUGUACUCCUCUUCAUCACAGCAUAAAAAAUGGUUCGGUAAGUAUUUCGCUGAGAUUGAUCGAAUGUGGAGCCGACAUUAAUUCAGCAGAUAAAUUCAAUCUUACUCCUUUGAGCCUUUCUAUCAAACUUGGUUACUUUGAAAUAGCAGAUAAACUGUUAUCCGAACAGGCCAAUAUUCAUUCAGUUGAUUAUAAAGGACAAACUUUAUUGCAUAUGUGUGUUUUAAGUUUUCUUUUUUGGGACACUAUGGGAGAAGAAUAUUUUACAGAGACCUACAAUAACUUAAUCUCUAAUUCAAGUAGGCUUAACAUUUUUAAAAAGCUUGUAGAAAGUGGAAUUAGUAUUGAAAGUGAGAAUAUCUUUGGCAGAACUCCUUUGCACUUAGCUUGCAUCUCAGGCUAUGAUGACAUCGUUCAAUAUUUAAUCCCUAAAUUAUCUGACAUUAAUACUUACGACAAACUAGGAUAUACACCCUUACAUCAUGCUGUCAAACAUAAUCAUUUGGAAGUUAUAAAUAUACUGUUAGCUAGUAAAAAAUGUUGUUUGGACUCUAAGACGUCUCAUAACCAAACAGCUUUAUGCUUAGCUGUAACCAACAAUUACACUGAAUCAUUUCGACUGUUAAUCAAAUAUGGAGCAGAUGUGAAUGAUGGGAAUCCCCUUCAUCGAACUGUAUUGCUAGGAAAUCAGGAAAUGAGUAUAAUUCUUCUUGAAAACAAAUCAACCAAUAUCGAAGAGCAAUUUCAAAAUAAAUUUGAAACGCUUCUUUGGUACGCAGUGAAUAAAGGUCUAAAACGAGUGGUAUCUUUCGUUCUAGAUAAAACGAAAUUUUCGACGUCAGUUGCUUUGAAUGAAUUCUUAUACUUUGCAAUUCACAGGGGUUACGAAGAUAUUGUCACCAUUUUAUUGAAUCAUGGAGCUGACGUAAAUUUUGUUUUUAAACCUAAUUUUUCCCUUUUGCAUCUAGCUGUGUUUUGUGGACACUCCGAUAUCAUUAAAUUAUUGUUAACAAGAGGAGCUGAUUUCAAUAAACGGAAUUCCGAUAAUCAAAGACCGGUUGAUUUGGCUGUAUUUCUGGGUCACUUGGAAUCAGCACAAAUAUUUUUUCAGCAGCAAAUUAUAGACAUAAAUGAAAAAAUCCAUGAUGGUUCUUCUUUGUUAAAUUUAGCUGCUGAAUAUGGACACCUGGACAUAGUAAAAUUUCUCAUGAAUGAAGGUGCCGAUUUAAAUGUUAUAGGAAGCUUCGGCUCAAAACCCAUACACAUAGCUGCUUAUUAUGGAUAUUUACAUAUUGUUAAAUACUUCAUUCGGUGCGAUGAAAAGCUGUUAACAGACCGUGGAUGUGCAAACAUGACUCUUCUUCAUUACGCAGCUAGUGGAGGCCAAACAGCAAUUGUUAAAUAUCUAAUUGAAAAAGGAAUUGAGGUCAAUGAUGAGUGUGACGAUGGAUUCCGACCAAUUCAUUUUGCAAUAAAGUCUGACCAUGAGGAAAUUAUCUGA
Molecule: messenger RNA, 5475 nt
Organism: Parasteatoda tepidariorum (common house spider)
Lineage: Eukaryota; Metazoa; Arthropoda; Arachnida; Araneae; Theridiidae
Source: RefSeq, a predicted model, not a curated record